Messenger RNA from Arabis nemorensis, 846 nucleotides. The record is from the annotation of a GenBank genome assembly. Lineage: Eukaryota; Viridiplantae; Streptophyta; Magnoliopsida; Brassicales; Brassicaceae.
AUGGGAAAUCGAUUUGGUGGUAGAUUGGGAGCAUUUAGAGGUAGCUUGUUUGGAGGAAGAGACCCUUUUGAUGAUCCUUUUUUUGAUGAUCCUUUCUUCUCUCGACCAUUUGAGGAUUUGCUUGAACCAAACACCUUUUCUUCAAGUGCUUCCUUUAGUAGUAAUUCACAAGAGAAUAAUCGUGGAAAAGGGUUAACAAUUGAAGAAAUACCAUCUGAUGUAGAAGUCGAAGAAGAAAAGAAAGAUAUCGAAAGUGACGAAGAAAAUGCUCGUUUAGCGAAUCAACCAUCUGUUGAGCACCCUGAAGAUGAUUCCGAUGCGGAGAGGAAGAUUCGGAAUGUGAAUCAAAGGAGUGAUUUCAAUAAAAGAGAGAGUACGCGGUCUCGAGCAAACACGUUUAGACAUCACACCUCUAAGGUUACAUAUGGUGGUAUAGAUGGUGCUUACUAUACAUCAAGUAGGACUAGAAGAGCAGGAAGUGAUGGAAUUGUAGUUGAGGAAAGCAAAGAAGCCGAUAAAACUACGGGUGAAGCUACUCAUAGAAUCUCUAGAGGAAUCAAUGAUAAGGGUCAUUCGGUUACAAGGAAGCUUAACUCGAGUGGUGGCGUAGAGUCGACACAGACACUUCACAACCUCGAUGAAGACGAACUAAGUGGCUUUGAAGAAGCAUGGAAAGGAAAUUCAUUUUUUGACAAGCGUGAAGGCUCUGAUCAUAGCUUUGGAGGGUUUGGAGGGUGGCUUCUUCCUUCUUGGGACCAGACUCGUCGUCGAACAGACCAAACCCGAACCGGUCCGAGCUCCUCUGCUACUGGAGCUAAGAAUGUUGUUCGCAUCAACAUUGAAUAA